AAAUCAUAUGCUGUGGCGGUAAGCGCCGCUGUAAAUGCUUCUCGUCUCGUCUCACUCUGGUUUUGCCCUAGACUUUUCUAGACUUCUCUGCCUCCGAUCAUCUCCUGCGAUGACCAAGGAUCAGUCGCUCUUCGUGAAGGACACUGUUCACAGACUCCAACUUUCGUUGCUUGAAGGAAUCCAAACUGAAGACCAGCUAUUCGCGGCUGGAUCGCUGAUUUCUCGUGCCGACUACGAAGAUGUUGUGUCGGAGCAAUCAAUCGUAGGUAGGUGUGGUUACCCUCUAUGCGCCAAUACUCUGCCCUCCGAUCGUCCCCGAAAGGGUCGGUAUCGAAUAUCGUUGAAGGAGCACAAGGUUUACGAUCUUGAAGAGACGUAUAUGUAUUGUUCUUCCAGUUGUGUGGUUAACAGUCGAGCUUUUGCUGGGAGUUUGCAAAGUGAGAGAUGCUCGGUUUUGGAUUCCGCGAAACUUGAUCAGCUUCUACGGUUGUUUGGCAAUUUGGGGUUGGAGUCCGAGGAGGAGGGUUUGGGGAAGAAUGGGGAUUUAGGGUUGUCUGGUUUGAAGAUUCAAGAGAAAACUGAUAUCAAGGAUGGGAAAAUGUCUUUGGAAGAGUGGAUUGGUCCCUCUAAUGCGAUUGAAGGCUAUGUUCCUCAUAGAUAUCGUGGUUUUGAAGCUUCAACUUCAAAAAAUUUCAGAGAAGGGUUUAAUGCUAAAGCUAAAGAUAAGAAGCCAAGUUGGAAAGAGGAUUUUAUUAUCAACGAAACAGAUUUCAUGAGUGCCAUAAUCACCAGUGAUGAAUAUAGCAUUUCAAAAACCUCUGCAGGCACAAUGGAAUCUGGUUUAAGUACAAAAUUGGAAGAACCAAAAGGAACACAAACACGCAAGGAUGUAAAGAAGGAUUCUGAUAAUAGUUCUAGGAGUAAAAUUGUCCAAAAAAAUCUCCGUAGUUCCUUGGAUGUGCCUUCUACUUCAAACUCCAGGCCAAGUGGUUCCAAUAUAAGGAAUGCUGAUGGUGAAAAGGAAUCAAAUGAUCUGAAACUAGCCAAGGUUAAUGAGACCUUGGUCAAACCCUCUCUUAAAUCUUCUACUGCAAAGAAAAAUGGUCGUACUGUUACUUGGGCUGAUGGGAAAGCUGGGAGUAGAAAUCUGUGCGAGAUUAAGGAAAUAGAGGAUACAACAGCAGCAACUGCCCGUUCAGAUAUUGCAGAUAUGAAAGAUGAUGAAUAUGCAUUGCGUUUUGUGUCAGCAGAAGCCUGUGCAAUGGCAUUGACCAAGGCUGCUGAAGCUGUUGCUUCUGGAUAUCCAGAUGUCUCUGAAGCUGUGUCUGGAGCUGGCAUUGCUAUAUUACCAUACCCGCAUGAGGUGGAGAAAGAUGAAUCUAUGGAGGAGGCUGAUAUAUGUCAACCUACUUCUGAUUCUCUAAAGUGUCCAAGCAAUCAAGGUGAUCCACAUUCUGAUCUUUUUGAGUCUGAGGAUUCAUUUUAUGAUUCACUACCAGAGGGGUUCAGCUUGACGUUAUCUCCUUUUGCAACAAUGUGGAAUGCACUCUUUGGAUGGAUGACGUCAUCUUCAUUGGCAUACAUAUAUGGGAGGGAUGAAUGUUUCCAUGAAGAAUUUUUAUCAGUUAAUGGAAGGGAGUAUCCUCAAAAGAUUGUCUUGGGAGAUGGUCGGUCUACUGAAAUCAAGUUAGCUCUUGAUGGCUGUCUUAAUCGGGUUUUGCCUGUUAUUAUUGCUAAUCUCAGGCUGCCGAAACAUGAUCUGGAGAAAGCAAUGGGGCACUUGUUGAAUACAAUGUCAUUUACCGAAUCACUUCCAGCAUUCAGAAUGAAACAGUGGCAAGUCAUUACUCUUCUAUUCAUCGAAGCACUUUCUGUGUAUAGGAUUCCGGAACUUACUUCAUACAUGGCUAAUAGGAGGAUUGUGCUUCAAAAGGUGUUGGAAGAUGCACAGAUGGGCAUGGAGGAGUAUGAAAUCAUGAAGGAUCUCAUGAUACCUCUCGGACGAGUACCAGAUUUCUCGAUGUAUAGAGGUGCUUGAUGUGGUAUCCGGUAGUCAUGAAACAGAUGGCAUAUCACGUCGUGGUUCUCGUUGAAAUGGUAGAGACUGAGAAUGGUUCAUUUACAUGGUAGAGGGAACAUAAUUUGCACAGUUUCAGUUUUGAACAUCAUUCUCAGGAUGUGCAGAAAUUACCAAAAGUUGCUUAGGACGGCCUUGCACUUGUGAUUGAAAUAUAGAACUACGAUUCCAGUUUAUGAAGUUGAAAUUUGGACUUCUAAGUCAA
Tripterygium wilfordii is the source of this 2282-nucleotide messenger RNA. RefSeq names its product putative RNA polymerase II subunit B1 CTD phosphatase RPAP2 homolog. The record is from RefSeq and is a predicted model, not a curated record. Gene Ontology annotation, molecular function: RNA polymerase core enzyme binding; RNA polymerase II CTD heptapeptide repeat phosphatase activity. NCBI's taxonomy places the organism in Eukaryota, Viridiplantae, Streptophyta, Magnoliopsida, Celastrales, Celastraceae. The transcript has 6 exons. Gene Ontology annotation, cellular component: nucleus; cytoplasm. The coding region runs from base 35 to 2038 and encodes 667 amino acids.